AUGGUUAAAUUCAAUAAACAAUCUCAAACUUUUCCUAAAGACUCCAAAAGCAAUACAUGUAUAAAAUAUUUUGAAUUUAGAAUCUCAAGAUAGCAUAGAAAGUCUUAGUUAGUGUUCAAUUAUAAUCGAAGAAGGUGGUCCUCAUUAAGAAAAUUGUACCAUAUGCUUUAAAAAACUUUGCUCAAAAUGCUAUAAAUAAUUAGAACUUUUCCCUUCAAAGAGAAACUAAACUUUCUAAUGUCCAUAUUGUGAAGAAUUAAAGGAAUUGAAAAAUACUAUCCUAUGCUUUAUUGUGAAUACUCUCUAAUUGAUUAUUUUCCUUUCCCUCUCACCUCUAGUGGCAUUUGCACUUGCUCUGAAUAAAACUGAAAAGUUUAUACAAGAAUUAGAAACAAAAAUUGAUAGCAUUUUCAUAAUAUUGAUUGUUAACUUACUUUUCAGCAUACCUAUAUACUUUGGAGAACUUAUAAUUUGUAUUUUUAUUGCUCCAUUGAAAAUUUUCCAUGCUUUUCAUGAAGCCAUAAACAAUAGGGACUUUGUAAUAAUGAAAAGAGUUUUCUCGUAAUAAUGA
Paramecium pentaurelia is the source of this 571-nucleotide messenger RNA. NCBI's taxonomy places the organism in Eukaryota, Ciliophora, Oligohymenophorea, Peniculida, Parameciidae. The record is from the annotation of a GenBank genome assembly.